Messenger RNA from Antechinus flavipes (yellow-footed antechinus), 1348 nucleotides. RefSeq names its product PAXIP1 associated glutamate rich protein 1 (gene PAGR1). The coding region runs from base 358 to 1137 and encodes 259 amino acids. Lineage: Eukaryota; Metazoa; Chordata; Mammalia; Dasyuromorphia; Dasyuridae. The transcript is spliced from 4 exons. The record is from RefSeq and is a predicted model, not a curated record.
GCCGCGCCUAUUAGGGCUCGAGUUGGGGUGGGGAUGAGAAAGGGGUGGGUAAGGGUGCUGCACUAGGUGCGUAUCGGAUCUCCUCGCGCUAAGGACAGGAAUGCGGAUAGAUGUCGCGUGGCCGUGGGAGUUGGCCCUGAGAUAGACUUCGCGGGGAACUGUGUGGAUGCGCGCGCCGCGGUCGCUGGGACGGAGAGUGGGAGGGGGUGGAGCUAACGUGGGAGAAGCGCGCGCGCGCGUGGACUCUCCUCGCUCACCGGCCCAUCCCCCCAGGCUUGUCAGUGUCUGAUUCCCGGGGGGAAAGGGGGAGAGGCUGGAGACUGGUCUUGUCUAGCGUAAGGACCCUGGCCCAGGGCCAUGGAGUCCGUAGCAGUGACCAAUGCAGCGUUGGAGCCCGGGGAAGGGGAGGUGACGUCUGGCCUGGAGGCUUUGGCUGUGGAGGACCCCGCCGGGGCCCCUUCCCGGACUGACCCAACUCAGGAGGCAGAGGAGGAGGAAAGGGAAAGAGCCAGAGAAGAAGUCCAGGUGGAGGUGGAAGGGGAGGAGCCUGCCCUCGAAGAGGCACAGGUAGAACCAGCAGGUACAUCCGAGGAGGAGGAAGAAGACGAAGAAAAUGAAGGGAAAAAAGACUGGUGUGUGCCUUGCAGUGACGAAGAGCUAGAGUUACCCCAGGAUGGAGAGCCCUGGAUGCCACCCCCUGCUGAAAUUCGAAAACUCUAUGAGCUGCUGGCCAGCCAUGGGACUCUGGAGCUCCAGGCGGAGAUCCUACCCCGCAGACCUCCCACGCCCGAGGUCCAGAGUGAAGAGGAGAAAUCCGAUGAAGAGCCUGAGGCGGAGGAGGAGGAAGAGGAAAAACCUCAUGUACCCACAGAGUUUGACUUUGAUGAUGAGCCGAUGACGCCCAAGAAUUCCCUGAUUGACAGAAGACGUACCCCAGGGAGCUCGGCCCGGAGUCAGAAGCGCGAGGCCCGCCUCGAUAAGGUUCUCUCCGACAUGAAGCGGCACAAGAAGCUGGAAGAGCAGAUCCUCAGGACGGGCCGAGAUCUCUUCAGCCUAGACUCAGAAGACCCCUCGCCUUCGAGCACUCCCGUCCGACCGACCGGAGGAGGGCUCUUCUUGAGACAGAGGAAAUAUUGACGGACCAGGAGGCUCCCCUCCGAAGCCCCCCAGAACGCGAGCGCGCUUGGUACGAGGCCGGCUGGCUAAGGAGCUAGCGCCCAGAGGAAAGCAGUGUGGUGGAGCCGAGCGCGUUUCGCCGGUUGUGUCUUUGUAACCGCGCAGUUACGUCCUAGGUUUUUUAUACCAAUAGUUAGUAUCUAAAUAAAGACUGUGCAGCUUUGCCUCGGCA